Molecule: messenger RNA, 6491 nt
Organism: Pantherophis guttatus
Lineage: Eukaryota; Metazoa; Chordata; Lepidosauria; Squamata; Colubridae
Product: kelch-like protein 11
Molecular function (GO): protein binding
Source: RefSeq, a predicted model, not a curated record
UAACUUCCUCUUUCUAUUUCGGCUAAUUAAGAAUAAACCUGAACAUACAAAUUUAAGAAAUAAUUGGUGAAGUGAUCCUAAAUAAAGAGAAAGCAGUUUUUGCAAACAAGAUAACUUGUGCGAAUUUUAUCUCUACAAUUCUUUUAUCUAUCGUCGAAAGCGGCGAUUUUUUUUAUUUCCGGAAGUAUAAUAUAUUCAUAUCUCUAUUAUCGUGUAAGUGACGUAAUUGGAUGUAGCUACGGGAAAAGUGUUCGAGUUGAUUAGGGAGAAGCAAAGAUGGCGGCGGCUGGAGGUGGCGGGGAUUUGGACGCAGGAGGCCACGGCGACGCAGAUGUCAACCACCCUGGCCUGGAGGGCGAGGCGGGGCCAGACUCGGAGCCUGACUCGGAGGUGUUUUCGUGCGUGGCCCACUGCUCCGACCUCGCCUGCCGCCAGAACGAACAGCGGCGGUUAGGCCUCUUCUGUGACGUCACGCUAGCCUUCAGUGGCGGCAGCAAUGAGGAGGAGGAGGAAGAAGAGGAGGGGGGAGUGGGCGGGGCCUCCUCCGGCUCCGACCCCCCGCCGCGAGAGUUCCGGGCGCACCGCUCGGUCCUGGCAGCGGCCACCGAAUACUUCGCUCCUCUCCUUCUGGGCGACUUCGCGGAGUCCCGCUCGGGGCGGGUAGAGUUACGCAAAUGGAGUUCGGGAGCGGGACCAGACCCGGAGACGAUCGAGGCGGUCAUCAGCUUCAUGUACACGGGGACGGUUCGCGUCAGUCCUGGCAACGUGCACGAGGUCCUGGAGUUGGCUGACAGGUUCUUACUAAUACGUCUAAAAGAGUUCUGUGGGGAAUUCCUCAAGAAAAAACUGAGUCUCUCCAACUCUGUAGCCAUUCACAGCUUAGCUCAUAUGUACUCUUUGAACCAACUGGCUUUAAAAGCCGCUGAGAUGAUCAGGAGGAACUUCUACAAAGUCAUCGAAGAUGAAGAGUUCUAUACUUUGCCAUUUCACCUUAUUAGGGACUGGCUUUCAGAUUCAGAAAUCACAGUCGAUGCAGAAGAGAUUCUCUUUGAAAUGGUUUUAAAGUGGGUCAAGAGAAAUCCUGACGAAAGAGAAAAGUACUUUGGAGAGCUCUUUAAGCUUCUCCGACUAUCACAAAUUAAAGCAACCUAUUUGACUCGGCAUGUUAAAUCUGAAAAGCUGGUAUCAAGCAAUGAAGCAUGCCUCAAACUUGUGUUGGAAGCAGUGGAAAGCCAUGCUCUCAAGGGUGAAAAUUUUCAGCUGGGUACACUCCAGCAAGUUAACUCCCCCAUCUCAUCUCUGCCUCGUUUUGGCCAAAACAUGGAUGUUAUCAUGGUCAUUGGUGGUGUGUCUGAGGGAGGUGAUUACUUGAGUGAGUGUGUGGGGUACUUUAUUGAUGAAGAUAGAUGGGUGAAUUUACCACACAUACACAAUCACCUUGAUGGACAUGCUGUGGUAGUAACCGAAUCCUAUCUUUAUGUGGCAGGUUCCAUGGAGCCUGGCUUUGCCAAGACCAUGGAAAGAUAUAACCCAGGUAGAAAUGUUUGGGAGCAGGUUUCCAAUCUGAUAACCAGGAAGCAUUCUUUUGGAUUUACUGAGGUAAAGGGAAACCUGUACAGUAUUGGUGGCCAUGGGAAUUUUAUCCCUGGCUUUAAAGAUGUAGCUGUCUACAACCCUGAUCAAGAUAAGUGGCACAACUUGGAGUCUGCACCAAAGAUACUCCGGGAUGUUAAAGUGAUUACAAUAGACAACAGGUUUGUUUACAUGGCAGCUCGCACACCAGUUGAUGGAGAUAAUGAAGAUGGCUUAAGGUCUGUCAUUAUUCGUUAUGAUGCAGACACACGACAAUGGCGAGAUUGUGAGUCUCUGCCACUCCUUGACAAUUAUUGCUGUUUCCAAAUGGUUGUGGAGAACACCAAUUUUUAUCACACCGCUUCAUGUUGUCCCAGAAGCUAUCCUCUAGACCAUGAAGAGGCCAAGAGAAAAAUCUCUAACCAAGUAUCUGAUGACAUUCUGGAAAGCUUACCAUCAGAGGUUCUUAGCAUUGAAGGGGCAGCUAUCUGCUAUUACAAAGAUGAUAUCUUCAUCAUAGGUGGAUGGAAGAACAGUGAUGAUAUUGAUAAGCAGUACAGAAAAGAGGCCUACCGCUACUGUGCUGAGAAGCAGCGUUGGCUGUUACUUCCUCCUAUGCCUCAGCCUCGCUGCCGUGCUACAGCCUGUCACGUGAGAAUCCCCUUUCGGUCCUUACAUGGUACCCAGAAAUAUCCAAUGCCGCAAAACCUAAUGUGGCAGAAGGACCGGAUCCGGCAGAUGCAGGAGAUACACCGACAUUCCUUAAGUUUACGGAGGAUGCCUCGGUCUCAGAUCGAAUGCUAGCUUGAAUAAAUGCCAUCAGAAAUACAUGUCUGUAAUUGUCAUGCCUGGAAUGUACUUAAACUGCUUAAUCAUUGGAGACAAAUCUUUCUUGGUGUUAAGUAUUUGAUCUGGAUUACAAGCAUCAUGUGGAAAUUUGGUGUAUACUGGCCAUAAAUAUGGAGGUAGGCAGACAUGUUAAAUCUUACAACCUGUUGGUUUCUCCACAAAUAUGAGUCCAACAAAAUAAUUGUUUUUGCACUUUGUGGAUGUGUUCAGGUAGUACAAAGAUUUAGCACAGCUUUUUCCUUGCAGCUUUUUGUAUUGGACUCCCUUUUUGUGUAUUGGAUCAUGUCAUCCCACUGUAUAACAUUUAUACAGCUGAUGUGAAAUAUUCUAAUUUGUUAUAAAAUGUUGGUGUAUAUGGAAAACACCAUUUCAUGGUUUUCUUAAAAAAUAUUUUUAUCUGCUUUUGCAGAGGUAUUUCCUCUUUUUAAUCUGCUGUAAAUCUGCUUAUUUCUGUCAAAUUUGAAGAUGUGCAGUAGUAAAAAAAGUUUACAAAAGGAAUAAAGCACAAACUUUCUAAGAAUUUCAACAUGUUCCAUGAUUAAAUACUUUAAAAUUGUAUUUAUCUAAACGCACUUGAAGUUGCUAAAUGAUAAACCUAAUAAUAAUUGUCACUCAUAUAAUGGACAUGUUCUGAGUUGUUUGAGGACAUCACUAUUAUUUUUAGUGAUGAUCAUUCUGCUAUUUAAGUGCCCCACAAAUUUCUCAUUAAUAAAUUUUAUUUAAUUGGUUCAGAAUUGUGGCCUUAAAAAAUGAAUGAAAUGACCAAAAAGAUCCUAAUUCAUAACUAAGGAUUUGUGAGUUUCUCAUGGAAGAAUUAAAGCUGUGUAAACUUGGGUGUUAAUAUCUGGGCAAGCCUAACUACCAUCUGAUCUACCAUCUGAUAAUCAAAGCCUCUUGUCUUAAAUGAUACACCAUUCUUUAUGUGGACAGUAGGCUCUUCAAUUUUGAGUAGAAAAUUUGCCUAUUACCUGAGUAAUUAUUCUAGAAAUUAAGAACCCAAAACUCCCAGUCCUAAUUAUAUUUAUAUAUUUUAUAUGGCAGCAUAUAAAAUUUAUUCUCACCCAAGAUAAUUCUUGAUAUAAAUUAUUUGCUGUUUUUUGUCUUCUCCACUAGUCUGGUAGUAAGCAGAGUCUUAUUUUGUUUAAAGUUCUGAUAGUUUAAUGGAAGAUGCAGAAUAUGUCCAGAUGAUACAAAUGUAUUUUUAUUGGACUAAAGAGUACUUAGAACACUACAGAGAUGUUUAGGUAGGCAAACUGAUAUGAAGCAUUUAUGCAAUAUUUAAUGUAUGCUUGUUGAUCCAAUAGAAUAUUUUAUUUUUAAAUUAUUUUGCAUCACAGGUAUAUGUCUCAAGGUGUUAAAAAUGUAACAUGAUAUUCUUAUCUUUUACUCCCUUUUCUAAAAACACGAAUACACACACAUACACACACACACACACACACACACUAUUUAUCCUACCUCUUCAAAUGAUUGAAAUAAAUUAACCAGAAACCAUCUUUAGCUAAGUAGAACAUCUUUUAAUUUCUUCUCUUUGCUUUGUGUCAGAAAUAUAAAGAUGUAGUGAUGACAAUGUCUAAGGAAGUUUUAAGAAAAAUCUAGAUCAGAUACAUGUGAUCAUGAAAUGAUGUGCAAAUAGAAUCCUCAGAAAAAGAAUUGAUUUCUUCAUCUGAAUAUUUUCUGAGAAGGAUCUAAAAUAGUAGUCUUCAUCUAGGUCUACUUUUCUCUUAAUUUUUUUUCUUUUAUCUUUGGGAGAACUAAGAGGAGAUAAAUAAACAAAAUCAGUACGAGAGAUGCCUGUAUUGGUCAAUAUUAUUAUUGAUGGUGUUUGAUUGCUAAAUAACUCUGUCUUAAGUUUUAGCACGCUUUUUAAAAUAUAAAAAGAAUAUUACAGACUGACUGAUACUGUUUUCCAAUUUAGCAGGAAACCUAAUUCAUGUCUGAGAUACUGGGGUAAGUGUUUCAAUUGCAUGUGUGCAGAUUUUCCUAACUUAUCUUUGCUCUUCUAAUACUUCUAUUUAUUAUAUAGCUGUAUAGUGGGUGGGGGCAGGGUUAAUCUUGGCUGAAGUAAUAAUCCUAAUAUCAAAUUAAGACUAACAUGUUUUUAUCCGACAGCGUCACAGUUAUUAACAAUCAAAUUGUGCCGCUUGCCUGCCUUAAAGAUACUUUUAUCAGUCACUUUUUUAUGAUAUAAUAGCUGCUUCAGAAAGCAAUUUAUCUUCUGGAAAUCUUUUGACAUUCCAAAGCUGCAAGGUCUAAACUCCCUUCCUCAAAACUAAUUAAGUAUGCUUCUUAAGAACAUAAUCUAGUCCCAAGCCUAGACACAGCUGUAUGCAAAAUUUAAAACUUUAAUUGGAAAUUAUACCUUUUCAAUCUGUUAUUUUUCUUAGAUCUCUCAGUAUUCCCUUUAAUAUAGCUAUAGCUGUAGUACUUGAAAUUAAGUGUCUUAUAUUUAUUUAGUAAUAACACCCUUGACAAAAUUUCAAUUACCUGAAAUGAAACACAUUUAAAAUCUUGUAGUAGUAUAUAUGGCCUUCAUUGCAAAGAAGGCUAAAUCACAAAUAAUCUAUUGACUAUAUUAAUUAAAAUGCUUGUUCAAAAUGCUUGUUUAGUCUGAUAAGCUUUGUAUAACUUUAGUUAUGAGUCACUUUGGUUGUUUGGGAAUGCAGUCACUUACAGCUAUUUACAUACCUUGCUUGAAGAUUUCAAUUUGUAUGAAGAGGUAAGAGCAGUAUGGAAAGCAGUCACAUUGUAUAAUAUGUAGCAUUAAAUGUCAGAAUUUCUUAAUGUCUGGAUAUUACACUACUAACUUGUUCCUUUGGUCUGAAUGCACAACUCUGGUUUGCAUGUGGUUUCUUAUUCUUAUUUAGUCAUGACAAUCUUGACCAAAUUGCCUUGUAGCAAAAGGAACAAUUACUAAAAUAUUUCCAUUUAGAAUUAUUAAGAGAUUGAGAUUAUGUUCCUCAGCAUACCUGAGAGUUUCAAUUAAAUGAAUGGGACUUCUGCCUGAGUGAAAAUAAUUAGAAAUAUGUUGUGUGAACAAAAUAUACUUCUAAUUAUUGCAGUGGAGAUGUUCAAAGACAGGCAGACAUCAAAGCUAGAUAGAGUCUUAAGAGACAAUAUUUUUUAAGUUGCAUUUCUACUGAAAAAAUAUAUGGUUCAACAGUUUGCCUUUUAUGAUCAUAGUUUUUUUUUAUAAUAAACGAGUAUUAUUACUAGAGUAAUGUUGUCUGAAGGCUAUAUUCAUAGGUACCUGCUCUUCAUAUAUUGGAACUCCUGUUUUGUAUUUGUGUGUCUGUUUCACUAAAGCUCAAUUUCACAAGAAAAGUAACUACAUAUAUCAGUACAAUGUUAUUAUGGUAAUCUGUUAUUGCUAUAACAUCUACCACAAAAACAUUAGAAAUAUGUUAUGUUAGUCAUUUUUAACAGUAUGACAAUAAGCCAUUUGCCAAGAGUUCCUACAAAAGAAUAGUUCUUUUCUAUCUUGGACUCACAUUGUGCAAAUGACGAUGUGGGAAGAGUGACUCAGGAGAAGGUGGAGAAUUUUCCUCUUUUGCAGGAAACUGGUAGUAUCAGCUGUGCUGUAAAAUGUUUUGUGAAAGUAUAGAAGCAGCAGGUUUUAAACCUAAUUUUCUCUCUCAUCAAUAUCUCUUACAAUUCUGGGAAAGGAUUAUGUGUUUACAAUGGUUGUAAAUCUGUUAAUGAUAUAAAUUGAUGCCAAGCUGAUACUGAUGGACCUCUUAACUUACUGGCCUUCUCUAAAUUUGAAAAAAAACAGUAAAAAUAUAACACCUUAUAAAAUAUAAAACUUUUUCUCCUAAGAGUUCAUAAUGGAAGUUACUCGUAAAAUAACUUCCCAUUUCAUUUUUCGGUUAUGAUCCUAAUUUACGUUUGGUCUGUUCCUCAAUAAAUGGGUUAGCUCUCAGAUUGCAAUGCAGAAUUUUCACCUGGUUCAGGCAGAAUACUCUAGAUGCUAUGCUGGCCUCUAAACUUUAUUUUUUAAAAUGCAAUUCAUUAUGUGCUAUAUUACAUUGUGUAACACUAAAGACUAAUUCAAUAAACAUUUUAUUUCUCUA